UAUAUGAAUAAGAAGUGUGGUUGAUGCUCUUUGAAUAGUAGGUUUAUUUUAUUUACUGUUUCAGAAGGGCCACUUGUCAUGGUUGAGAUCGAGAUGGAUACCGAAACUGCUGCAAAUGCAAAUGCGGCUCCAACCAAUGAGACUCCAAAAAAUGUUCCCAUCUCUCAUCAUUCCUCACAUCCUCCUCUUAAUGAGAGGAUUAUUUCAUCCAUGACCCGGAGAUCUGUUGCUGCACACCUGUGGCAUGACCUUGAGAUAGGGCCUGGUGCUCCAACCAUCUUCAAUUGUCUAUUUGAUGGACACAAUGGAUCUGCUGCUGCUAUUUAUGCCAAGGAGAAUCUUCUAAAUAAUGUAUUUGUUGGCAAUCUAAAACCACCAGAAAAUGUAAACGUAAAAAUAAUAAUAAUUUUGAGGAGGUUUUAAAAUCGUCAGAAAUUUCG
Molecule: messenger RNA, 440 nt
Organism: Cajanus cajan (pigeon pea)
Lineage: Eukaryota; Viridiplantae; Streptophyta; Magnoliopsida; Fabales; Fabaceae
Product: putative protein phosphatase 2C 15
Source: RefSeq, a predicted model, not a curated record